Molecule: messenger RNA, 1004 nt
Organism: Suncus etruscus (white-toothed pygmy shrew)
Lineage: Eukaryota; Metazoa; Chordata; Mammalia; Eulipotyphla; Soricidae
Gene: TXN2
Product: thioredoxin 2
Exons: 4
Coding region: 147-647 (166 amino acids)
Biological process (GO): cell redox homeostasis
Cellular component (GO): mitochondrion
Molecular function (GO): protein-disulfide reductase activity
Source: RefSeq, a predicted model, not a curated record
GGAGGGAGGGCCGGGCUAGGCAUCCCUUGCGCUCGUGCUCGGCCGGGAGGUAAGCAAGCCGCCGUAAAGCAAGGGUUCGAGGCGGUGGCACGGCCGAGCCUCUCCGUGGCAGGCGCCCCUUCCAGCCCGGCUUGCGAUCGAGCGGGAUGGCUCAGCGACUUCUCCUGCGGAGGUGUCUGGCCUCUCUCAUCUCCCCAAAGCCUUCUCAUGGUCGGUUAGCACCCCUGGCUUCCAGAGCCUUACAGGCCCCACAGCACCUUCCCAGCGGCCUGGCAGGGGUGCCCAGCCUCACCCGGUCUAUAUCUACCACCCGCGCUUGUCCCACGACCUUCAACAUCCAGGAUGGACCUGACUUCCAGGACCGUGUGGUCAACAGUGAGACCCCCGUGGUGGUCGAUUUCCAUGCACAGUGGUGUGGCCCCUGUAAGAUCCUGGGCCCACGGCUGGAGAAGCUGGUUGCCAAGCAGCAUGGAAAGGUCGUGAUGGCAAAGGUGGACAUCGAUGACCACACUGACCUGGCUCUGGAAUAUGAGGUGUCAGCUGUGCCCACCGUGCUGGCCAUCAAGAAUGGGGACGUGGUGGACAAGUUCGUGGGUAUUAAGGACGAAGACCAGCUCGAGGUCUUCCUGAAGAAGCUCAUCGACUGACAGCAGAGAAGGCCCAGGACUGCCCGCUGCAGGCCGAGGGGAUGUCUCGAGGACUCAGCCCUGUUGCCUCCUGCCAGAGCUCAGAGCCCUCACCCUGGUCUGGAGACCUGGGAGCCUGGAGCCUCCCAGCUGCCACCAGGGCCUUGGUGCUGCUGCUGCUGGCCUUUGGGCUGCACCUUCUCCCAGAUAAUCGGCCCAGCCACCCCCCUGUGGCCCCUGCCCUUUUCGAAUCCCUGGGCCUUUUUUUUUUUCCCCCUGCUGUUUUAUAGAAAGAAUAAGAAGAAAUCCUAACCAACAAGAGGAAUCAACGAUUCUCACUUUCUGUAGGUCUGCAAUAAAGAACUUUCGUGACCCCCC